Molecule: messenger RNA, 1353 nt
Organism: Ceutorhynchus assimilis (cabbage seed weevil)
Lineage: Eukaryota; Metazoa; Arthropoda; Insecta; Coleoptera; Curculionidae
Source: the annotation of a GenBank genome assembly
AUGAAGGUCCUAUUGGUCUUCUGCCUGACGGCAACAGCCUUAGCUUCCACAUUACCAGAUAAGCCUAUAUUACAAGACACCACAGAGCCUUUAAUUCUAACCCCCUAUUUGGAAGCAAAUAAAACCCAGGAGGCACGUGAAGCCGCUCAAGUAAACAUAGAAGCUUUCAAAAAUGUUUCCAGCUAUUCUGGUUUUUUGACUGUCGACAAGAAGAAUAAUAGCAAUUUAUUUUUCUGGUUCUUCAAAUCCGAAAGUAACUACGAAGAAGAUCCUGUCGUAGUUUGGUUGCAAGGUGGCCCUGGAACUAGCAGUUUGUAUGGGCUUUUUGUUGAAAAUGGUCCCUUUGGAGUAGUAAAUGGAACAGUGGAGUCGCGUGAUUUCUCCUGGCACAAGAACCAUUCAGUUCUGUACAUAGACAGUCCUGUUGGAAGUGGAUUUAGUUUCACUGAUGGUGAUGAUUACGUAACAAAUCAGACACAAGUAGGAGAUCAUCUUUAUAAAUUCCUAACUCAAUUCUUUACAAUGUUUCCAGAAAUUCAAAAGAACGAGUUUUAUGUGUCAGGAGAAUCUUAUGCGGGUAAAUUCGUGCCUGCAAUUGCGUACACCAUACAUAAAAAUAAUCCAACAGCAAGUGUAAAAAUUAAUUUAAAAGGCCUUUUAAUUGGUAAUGGCCUCAGUGAUCCAAAGCAUCAAUUCAAGUAUGGAGCUUUACUUUACCAGUUAGGUUUUAUUGAUAGAAAUGCAGCUGAUGUUUAUAAAAAAUAUGAAAAUUUAAUUGUUCAAAGUAUAGAUUUGGGAUUUUAUGACUAUGCAGCUUAUGGCUGGAACCAACUUAUUGGAUCACUAUUUGUCGAAUACACUGGAUUGCCUAAUAUUUUCAAUUUUGUUUCGGAUGCGGAUGACAACCCCACAGAAUGGCAAGAUUUCAUUGAAACGGCUGAGAUUAGAAAAGCCCUCCAUGUAGGGAAUCUGACGUUCUUUUUUACAAGUUACGCAGUUUAUAGCCGUCUCUCGAACGAUAUCGCACAAAGUGUAGCUCCUUGGGUUAGUGAACUUUUAAGCCACUACAGAAUUCUAAUAUAUAACGGCCAACUGGACAUUAUGGUCUCCUAUUCCUCAACGGUAAACUAUCUUCAAAAUUUGAACUUUAGUUCAAGUGCCGAAUACGCGAAGGCUGAGAGGGACGUUUGGUAUGUAGGUAAUAGCACAGUAGCUGGAUAUGUGAAAAAUGUUGGAAAUCUGACAGAGGUUUUGGUUAGAAACGCUGGCCAUACGGCAAUCCAAGACCAACCAGAAGCUACGUACGAUUUGGUUUAUAAAUUUAUUAGAGGACAGACAAUAGGUGGAAAAUAA